AUGGACUAUGCAAACAAUUACCUCAUCCAUUUGGGAAGGGGAAUUAUGAAAACAUAUUGGUUACGAUGGAAAGGACAAUCAAUAGAUUUAUCAACAAGCUAUGAAACAGAUGGGUGUAACAUGUUACCAAGUCAUAAGACGCCGCCCUUAUCCUACGAAAAUGUAAGGAGAUCCACCGUAACGUUCACGCCGGAAAUGGACAUACGUUCCGCAAGAAGUUAUAAGUCGUUUGUCGAUAGUGCUGUUCAUACUGAUCGAGAGCUAAAUCAGAAGUAUGAAAUACCUACCAAAAUCAGAUUUGGAAAUUCAAAAGAAAAACAUUUUAUGAAACCAACAAAAACAGCCGAUGUUCGACCCAAAAGUUCGCAAAUACAUGUCACGAUUCCGAGUACAGCAAAUAGUCGAACUUGUUGCAUUCUAUAA
Molecule: messenger RNA, 423 nt
Organism: Lottia gigantea (owl limpet)
Lineage: Eukaryota; Metazoa; Mollusca; Gastropoda; Lottiidae
Exons: 2
Coding region: 1-423 (140 amino acids)
Source: RefSeq, a predicted model, not a curated record